Molecule: messenger RNA, 303 nt
Organism: Caenorhabditis angaria
Lineage: Eukaryota; Metazoa; Nematoda; Chromadorea; Rhabditida; Rhabditidae
Source: the annotation of a GenBank genome assembly
AUGAGCAAGAUUCUAUUCGUUCUUCUCUUAUCAAUUUUUGUUGUUGCCAUUGCGCAAAGAAAUGGUGGAGGACAACAAAAUGGCGGAUCAUCUGGAAAUAAUCAACAAUCUGGAAAUCAACAACAAGGAGGAUCUCAAGGUAAUCAGGGAAAUCAACAAGGAGGAUCGAACUCUGGAAAUUCUGGAAAUUCUGGAAAUCAACAAGGAAAUGGUCAAAGUGGUAACCAACAAGGUGGAAAUCAGCAAGGAAAUUCAAAUUCAAAUUCAAAUUCAGGAAAUCGAAAUGGUUUCGGAAGAAAAUAA